Molecule: messenger RNA, 815 nt
Organism: Setaria italica (foxtail millet)
Lineage: Eukaryota; Viridiplantae; Streptophyta; Magnoliopsida; Poales; Poaceae
Product: protein GLUTAMINE DUMPER 2
Exons: 1
Coding region: 134-667 (177 amino acids)
Biological process (GO): regulation of amino acid export
Source: RefSeq, a predicted model, not a curated record
UCAGCCUAACCCUCCACUUUGCCAUUUCCCCUACGCCAAGCCACCUCUCAUCUCCGCUGCCUGCCAACAAUUGCCAGUUUAUCACGCAGAGAGACAGAGGGAGGCAGCAGCCAGAGAGCACUAGCUUCAAGCCAUGAGGCCACCGCCAACAAGCGCGUCCAGGCCCGCGUCGACGCCGACACCGCCGGCGGCGACACCACCGGCGGCCGCGGCGCUGCCGGCCUCGCCGUGGCACUCGCCGGUGCCGUACCUCUUCGGCGGGCUGGCCGCCAUGCUGGCCCUCAUCACGCUGGCGCUCCUCAUCCUCGCCUGCUCCUACUGGAAGCUCAACAACCACCUCGGCACCGGCGACGCCUCCUCCUCCUCCUCCUCCGCUCUCGGUGCCACGGACGGCGACGGCUCCAAGUCGCCCGCGGCCACCGCCGCGGCGUCUCCGGCGACCGUCGCCGACCUCGUCGCCGUCGUCAUGGCCGGGGAGAAGACGCCCACGUUCUUGGCCGCGCCCAUCGUCCGCCGGGCGCGCGGUAGUAACAGCGACGAGCACGCAGCCGCUGGGGAAGGGUCGCCAGAGACGGAGCAUCAGGAGAAGAACCGCGGCGUGGCGGGGGAUGGGGAAAGCGGCCUGGUCGCCGGUGACGAGCGAGACCGGCAGCUAGAUCACGUGUGAAGUGUGAACAGAGAAGAGAGAGAGUUUUGAGGGCAGCCUGCGAUAAAUUUUCUGCUCGAUCUCUUUCUCUAAAUUUUGUUCGCUUAUCAUUCUCGGCUGGAAUGUGUAAAUAAUUUGGUAAUGAUUCAGGUGAAGAAAAAUUGCAUUA